This is a messenger RNA of Strigops habroptila (Kakapo), 5027 nucleotides long. RefSeq names its product mitogen-activated protein kinase 4 (gene MAPK4). NCBI's taxonomy places the organism in Eukaryota, Metazoa, Chordata, Aves, Psittaciformes, Psittacidae. Gene Ontology annotation, molecular function: MAP kinase activity; ATP binding. Gene Ontology annotation, cellular component: nucleus; cytoplasm. Gene Ontology annotation, biological process: intracellular signal transduction; cell surface receptor signaling pathway; protein phosphorylation. The coding region runs from base 924 to 2675 and encodes 583 amino acids. The transcript has 7 exons. The record is from RefSeq and is a predicted model, not a curated record.
CGUCAGCGGCGGGGGCGGGCGCGCGGUGCCGGUGCGCCGGGCCGAGCGGAGCCGAGUCGAACCGAGGGGAGCCGAACCGAGCCGAGCGGAGCCGGAGUGUGGCUGAGACCUGUGGAGGGAUAACCAGGCUGCGCAGCGCAGGGAAUUCCAGCAAGCUGUAAAGAUCCGAUGACACUUGGCUUCGCUCACAAAAGACAUACAAGGGGAAGGUGUUGGAACUGCAGACAUGGAAGCCUGCUGUGCUGAGUGCAGCCGAUAAAGUGAGUUUUGGUCUGCAAACAUUUGCUGCCAUUGAGAUUUCUAUCAGCUGAUGGGGAAGAUGAGGUCUGCCUGUACCAAAAAGGGAGCGAUGAGAAGGGUGAAGCUUUGCUGACCGCUGGGGACCCCGGCCAGUGCCUGGAUGCGCUUCACUGGUGGGGCAACACUGUCAAAACUUGUGGGCAGGGAGGGUUUGGGGCAGCGGAGGGGCCAUGGGGCUGCUCUGGGCUCUGCCCCAUGGCGGGGCCACCUGGCUGCUCUAGCACUGAGACACUGGGGACGUGGGGCCGAGCAUCUGGCUGCAGCGCCAGCCCUGUGCUUUGGCAUCAUCUUGGGGACAUCAGAGAAGGAAACCAAGAAAGUGGCUGGAAAAUGUAGCAGUGCUGAUUUCUUUAGUCUCAAGAAAGAUAAACUUUCUGUUUUGCUGCUUCAAAGUCUCUUCUACUCAGUUUAAAACAUUUUGUUUGUGUCUGUGUGUGCUCACAUCUAUUUUCGCUGCGUCCGCGUGUCAUCUUGAAGCGAUGGGCUCAGAGCAAGAUCCCUCCAAGCAUCUGUAAGUAAUAAUGAGGCGCUUGAUUCCAAACCACAUUUGUGACCUGGAAGCCCUCUGACUCUCCCAUCUUUUCAAGUGAAGGAGAAAGAGCCGCAAGAGGACGGACCCCGCGAUGGCAGAGAAGUGCGACUGCAUCGCCAGCAUGUACGGGUACGACCUGGGCUGUCGCUUCAUUAAUUUUCGGCCCUUGGGCUUUGGGGCCAACGGGCUGGUGCUGUCAGCCCUUGACAGCAAGAGCUGCCGCAAAGUGGCGGUGAAGAAGAUCACCAUCGGCGACGCGCGCAGCAUGAAGCACGCCUUCCGCGAGAUCAAAAUCAUCCGCCGCCUGGACCACGACAACAUCGUGAAGGUGUACGAGGUGCUGGGCCCCAAGGGCGCCUGCCUGCGGGGGGAUUUCUUCAAGUUCAACAUGGUGUACAUCGUCCAGGAGUACAUGGAGACGGACCUGGCGCGCCUGCUGGAGCAGGGGAAGCUCGCCGAGGAGCAUGCCAAGCUCUUCAUGUACCAGCUGCUGCGGGGGCUCAAGUACAUCCACUCGGCCAAUGUCCUCCACCGGGACCUCAAGCCAGCCAAUAUUUUCAUCAGCACGGAGGACCUGGUGCUGAAGAUCGGAGACUUCGGGCUGGCCAGGAUCGUGGAUCAGCAUUACUCACACAAGGGUUACCUUUCUGAAGGCUUAGUAACGAAAUGGUACCGCUCCCCCCGGCUCCUCCUCUCGCCAAACAACUACACCAAAGCCAUCGACAUGUGGGCAGCCGGCUGCAUCCUGGCCGAGAUGCUGACGGGAAGGAUGCUCUUUGCUGGGGGUCACGAGCUGGAACAGAUGCAGCUUAUUCUGGAGACAAUUCCCGUUGUCCACGAGGAGGACAAAGAGGAGCUGCUCAAAGUGAUGCCCACGUUCAUCAACAGCACCUGGGAAGUGAGGAAGCCGCUGCGUAAGCUGCUCCCCGAAGUGGACAGUGAAGCUAUUGAUUUUCUGGAGAAAAUACUGACAUUUAACCCUAUGGAUCGACUAACGGCUGAGAUGGGUCUGCAGCACCCUUACAUGAGUCAGUAUUCCUGCCCCGAGGAUGAACCAGUGUCUCAGCAUCCAUUCCGGAUUGAGGAUGAGAUUGAUGAUAUUUUGCUGAUGGAAGCCAACCAGAGCCAGAUGUCUAACUGGGACAGGUAUCACAUAAGCCUCUCCUCCGACCUGGAAUUGAGGCACGAUAAAUACCACGACAUGGAUGAUGUUCAGCGAGACCCUCGGGCAGGGUCUGAAUCCAUUGCUGAGGAAGCACAAGUUGACCCACGGAAGUACUCACAGAGCAGCUCGGAGAGGUUCUUGGAGCUCUCCCACUCAUCCAUGGACCGAGUAUUUGAUGCUGAUUGUGGGAAAUCAUGUGAUUACAAAGUGGGGUCACCUUCGUACUUGGACAAAUUGCUGUGGAGGGACAAUAAGCCCCAUCACUACUCAGAGCCCAAGCUGAUUUUAGAUUUAUCCCACUGGAAAAGAGCAACCAUAGCACCCACAGCUGAGCUGUCGCUGGAAGAAGAACCAUCCAACCUCUUCCUGGAGAUUGCUCAGUGGGUGAAGAGCACGCAGGUGGGUCUCGAGUGUCCCAGUCCGCUUCCAGAGAUUCAGGAACGGAGCCUGCCAUCUUCUCCUCACCACCUCCACAAAGAACCCACGGAGGUGAACAGCAAAAAAGACUCUGAGUUUGACUUGGACGUCUUCAUCUCCAGGGCACUGAAACUUUGCACAAAACCCGAGGAUCUUCCAGACAACAAGCUCAGUGACAUCAACGGGGCCUGCAUAUCCGAGCACCCCAGCGAGAUUGUACAAACAGAGGUGUACCAGAAAGACCGAUGCGUCUUAAAAUGACGAGGACAAAAAUCAGCAUUUUCGUUACGGUCAGAUACCCUCCUGGUUUGACGGGUCCCCAAAACAGCAAACUUUGAGCUCCUCUGAGGCACCCGUGCAUGUACAGCUGGUAUGGAGAGAAGUGAUGCCAGGCAGUGUCUGUGGUCAGCCGCCAGUCAGCAGAGAACGGAACUAGAGGUAGAGUUUGGCCAUCAGACAGGAAAUAACUCUUCGGGAAUGUUAAUGGGGAAGGAAUUUGACCUACAAAAUAUGGGCCACUUGGGACUUUAUUUUAUUUUUUCUGAUGGGAAGACACGAUUUUUUGCUAAGCUCGUUCUCCUUGUUUGGUUUCUCACACAUAAGUGUUCCCUUCUGUUGCAUGGGAUAGAUCUGAGCUCUCUCAGUAUUUAGGAGGCCCCAUACGAUGCAUUUCAGUGUAACAACCUGGUGCUGCGAGUUCUCACUCGGGCAGCUGCCUGUCAGACCAGCAAAUUCUGGUGGUAAGGUCUGGACAGGAGUCAAGAGCUAGAAACGGGGUGUCUCACGGUGUGAUGCUGCCUGGCACCACCAGCUACACAGACUUAGCAAGAGCACCCACCUUUGCUAAUAAAAAAUGAAUGGAAGUACUACUAUUUUACCUUCUGACAGAGGUUCUGUGAAGGAGACAGCAGUUCUUGUGGCAGUAGAUUUGUAACUGGCCACUUGGCUUCCAGCUUCUUUGGAAGGUGCUGGUGUCAGCAGGCGACUGAGCGCGGUUUGUAAAUAGACGAAACCACAACUGAUCUACUGUAACGUCUGUUUUCAUCCACACUUCUGAGCACCUUAAUAAUUAAUCAGCUAACAAGAGUUUGUAUAUGGAAGAAAAGUUCUAUACUUAUAUUUAAUCAAACUCGGCAGUUUUUUAAAUGGAAAAUCUGUAAAUAGUGUCAUAAAAGCCAAUCUCUGCUUUCCUUGCCAUCAUGUCACUGUGCUCUCCAGCACGGCAGCACUACUUUCAUUUGUAAAAGCGAAACUGCUGUAUUUAAUAACUCCAAGGUCCAUAUUUAACUAUUGUUCCUAUGCGAAUUAUUUCUACUCUUCUAAUAAGCAAUCUACUAAAUGUUCUGAGAUGUGAAGAAAACUCCUGUGAGACUCAGAUGAUAACUAACAGCAGCAUUUACUAUAUUAACCUUGCUUUCUGUUCUUGGUGGGAUCAGGGACAGGUUUAGCUGUAGGAGAGCUUGUGCUAAACAUUGACAAGCCCAAAAACUUGUUCUUAUUGAGCAGAUCUCUCUUUAGCUGAUGAAAAUGCAGUUAUCACAGCUGAUUAGCAGGAUAGGUGUGACGGCUUCUGGCUGCAUGGAUGGGAUGGUGUGGAAGUCCUAAGGGGCAGGGGUGGAGAAGGCAUCUGGAAGGCAAAGCCAUUGGGCUCUGGUCUUUGCUUCGAGCAUUUGGAUGUCCCCCACAGUGGUUUAGAAAGAAACAGAGAAGGAGCAGAGGGUUGGUUUCCAGUGUGUUGCAGAUAAUUGAUAUACCUCAGCUAAAGCUCAGCACUUUUACUGGUGGUGGGAGAAAUUCGGAUGCUGAAGAGCAGCCAUCCCUGCAGUGGAGCGGAUCCAGAUCCAGCCCUGGCAGCCCACGACUCCUUGCCCAUGGUCCCGCUCAGCUUCACCAUGCACCUGGCAACAGGCAGGAAAGGCUGGGAAUGGGAUUGAUGGAGCUCGAGUGAGUGUAUGCCAUGGGAGGAGGUGGCAGCAGUUGUGUCCCAUCGCCUUGUGCCACCCAAAAGGCAGGGAGCAGAUAACCCCCUGCCUCUGAUGGGAGGUGCACAAACACUGCAGCCGGGGCAUCAACUGAAAAUUAGGUUUUUGGGAGAUGGUGGAGUUUAGGCCUGAAGGAUAAGAUCAGCAAGGCCAGAGCUGACUUAUAAAACUCUCUUCUGACAGAUUCAGUGACUAUUUGCUGCCGCUGGGUUAAACAGGGAUACUUGCUGACAUGCAAAAAUGUCCUCUGAAACCAGAAGCCAUUUUCCAUGGGUUGUUAUAUUUGGGCUGAACAUCUUCACCAGAGGCCUAUGGGACUGUUUAUUAUGGCCAUGGAAUUAUCAGUUUUGCUUUUGCAUAUUGUCUUCUAAGAGUAGUGGAAGCUGUUAAAUCCACGGUUAAAGUGUAAUACUAACUUCACAAGAAGCAUAUAGAUUGUACCGCCGCUGCUCUCAGUUCUUCAUCUUGGUUUGUGAGCUGUAAUUUAAUGUUGUUCCAAAACCUCAGCAUCACAUGCUGCGAUAAAGGGGAUAAUGAGAAGCGUGGCUUUAAUUUGUUACCUGAGUGUGCUCAGCCGAUCACAAGCCAGGUUUGUUUCUCAUCAACAAUAAAACUUAAGGCCUGAACCUUC